AUGUUUAUAAUCCUCAUUCCAGGUCCCCAUCCCAGUGUGGGAGACGGGGAGGUGACCAGGACAGUCUGUUUCACUGAGGGCAGUAACAUCUGCUUCAGGGACCAGGAGAUCAGGGUGAAGAACUGCACCGGUUACUUUGUGUAUCAGCUGUGGCCGUCACCCUACACCAACGCUGUGUAUUGUACAGAUCCACCGUUGGACACAACUCUGGAACCCCAGGGAGCAGGGACUGGAGACUCUGGUCCGGGUUUAACUAGUGACCCAGCAGGGUCUGCAAGCUCAGAUCCACCAUUGGACACAACUCUGGAACCCCAGGGAGCAGGGACUGGAGACUCUGGUCCGGGUUUAACUAGUGACCCAGCAGGGUCUGCAAGCUCAGAUCCAGCCUCCGUACCAACUGGGGAAUCCCAGGAAACAACAUCCGAACCCCAGGAGACAAAACCCGAACCCCAAGAAACAGCAGCUGAACCCCGGAAGGAUGUGUCCACCGUCCCAGAACCAGGUACAACCUCAGAUCCACCGUUGGACAAAACUCUGGAACCCCAGGGAGCAGGGACUGGAGACUCUGGUCCGGGUUUAACUAGUGACCCAGCAGGGUCUGCAAGCUCAGAUCCAGCCUCCGUACCAACUGGGGAACCCCAAAAAACAACACAUGAACUCCAGGAAACAACCGAACUCCAGGAUACAACAGCUGAACCCCAGAAGGAUGUGUCCACCGUUCCAGAACCAGAUACAACCUCGGAUCCACCGUUGGACACAACUCUGGAACCCCAGGGAGCAGGAACUGGAGACUCUGGUCCGGGUUUAACUAGUGACCCAGCAGGGUCUGCAAGCUCAGAUCCCCAGAUGUCCACAGUGGAACAGACCCAGGGAUCAUCGACUGGAGAAUCCGUCCAGGAAUCGGUUUCUGUCCCAGUGGGAGACACAUCCUCAGAUCCAGCCUCCGUACCAACUGGGGAACCCCAGGAAACAACAGCUGAACCCCAGGAAACAGCAGCUGAACCCCGGAAGGAUGUGUCCACCGUCCCAGAACCAGAUACAACCUCAGAUCCACCGUUGGACACAACUCUGGAACCCCAGGGAGCAGGGACUGGAGACUCUGGUCCGGGUUUAAUUAGUGACCCAGCAGGGUCUGCAAGCUCAGAUCCCCAGAUGUCCACAGUGGAACAGACCCAGGGAUCAUCGACUGGAGAAUCCGUCCAGGAAUCGGCUUCUGUCCCAGUGGGAGACACGUCCCCAGACCCGGAGACGUCCACAAAGGAAGAGACGGGAGGACCAGCCGCUGGAGAGGCCACCCAGGAACCGUCCUCUGUCCCAGAGGGAGACACAUCCUCAGACCCGGAGACGUCCACAAAGGAAGAGACGGGAGGACCAGCCGCUGGAGAGACCACCCAGGAACCGUCUUCUGUCCCAGAGGGAGACACAUCCUCAGAUGCGGGCAGAGGGACAAGUGCAGAAGGCAGGGAAGACAAGCCGUCGGAUGCCGAGUGCAAACCGCACAUUGGACCAGACUGGUGGGACGAGGAGUGUGAGAAGAUGAUCGACCAAGUCCAAGUGUUGUACAUUGGGCAGAGUGAGCUGGACACGGCUGAGCAGAAGGAGGCCUAUCUCCAGGAGGUGCGUCAGAUGCUGAGAGAGCAAUUCCCCUGCAAGUACUUCCUGCCCAAGGACAUUGAUCAACAGACCAGGAAACGCAGCAAGAGAGAAGGGAAUUGAGCGGGAAGAUCGUGGAUUGUGAUCAUCUGAUGAAUGACAGGAUGGUGGUGGGAGGAAUGUAUCUCUAUUUUACUUCAUCAGAUAUUAUGUUCAUUCAUUUCUGUUUUGGUGAGUGGUGGUGGGGAAGCCAAGAGAAAAAUGUUGUCUAAAUUAGCUUCCAGCUGAUAGUUAUUCUGCAAUCUCUGGAUGUUCACAUUAUUCUGUAAUUCUGUCAAUUACAGCUUUGAUAAUUUCUCAAUGUUGAUUAAAUGUAAUAAUGUAAUAAUGUGUUUAAUUCAAGCAGCAAUAUUAUUUCUGUAUGCUGUUACAUGUAAAGGCCGUCUGCCAAUCAAGAAUGUCUUUCUAUUUUAUUUUAACUAAUGUUACACACUAUGUAACUAAAAGAAA
This is a messenger RNA of Amblyraja radiata (thorny skate), 2103 nucleotides long. RefSeq names its product mucin-5AC-like. The transcript has 16 exons. The coding region runs from base 1 to 1716 and encodes 571 amino acids. The record is from RefSeq and is a predicted model, not a curated record. Lineage: Eukaryota; Metazoa; Chordata; Chondrichthyes; Rajiformes; Rajidae.